Molecule: messenger RNA, 438 nt
Organism: Talaromyces rugulosus
Lineage: Eukaryota; Fungi; Ascomycota; Eurotiomycetes; Eurotiales; Trichocomaceae
Exons: 1
Coding region: 1-438 (145 amino acids)
Molecular function (GO): protein binding
Source: RefSeq, a predicted model, not a curated record
AUGUCAAGACAAACAGCUCCACAGGAGCUUAUAAAGGCUAUUGAGAACAACCGCCAAUCUACAGUUCAAAAGUAUUUAGAUGACGGGAUUGAUCCAAAUAUUCGCAAUGACAAAGAUCCUUGGAAACAAGGGCGGCAAUUACUGAUAUUCGCCGCUAUUAAUGGGCAUGUAGACCUUAUCAAACUUCUUCUCAGUUAUGGUGCAGAAGUUGACGGGACGGAUUUUCAUGGCCGAACUGCAUUAUCCUGGGCAUCGGAAUAUUGUCAGUACUGGGCAGUGAAGGCACUGGUUGAGCAUGGAGCGGAUGUCAACACUGAAGAUGAAGAGCGGACAACACCUCUGACGUGGCUAAAUGAGGCGGGUGGUGGAGAAAAUAUAAACGAGAUACGCGAGUAUCUUGUACACAAGGGUGCCAAGGCGGAAUUAUACCAUGAAUGA